Messenger RNA from Paramacrobiotus metropolitanus, 1077 nucleotides. Its product is annotated as AKT-interacting protein homolog B-like. NCBI's taxonomy places the organism in Eukaryota, Metazoa, Tardigrada, Eutardigrada, Parachela, Macrobiotidae. The coding region runs from base 177 to 818 and encodes 213 amino acids. The transcript is spliced from 5 exons. The record is from RefSeq and is a predicted model, not a curated record.
AAGUGUGGAUUGUGCUGAAAGUUAGCUCACAAUCAGUACCACCAAAAAAUGCCUCUAAAAAAAGCCUCGAAAUUUUCUAAAUGUUAUAAUAUUCAAUAUCGUGAAGUUUUUGAGUUUUCAGGACUUUUCGGUUUCUUUUGAAUUUUUACUCAUUAGGCUCAGAAGGCUGUGAAAUAAUGGCUGUGAGCGAUCCAUUCACGGUUCGCAGCCCACGAGAAGCAAGAUCGGAGACAUCUCAUCACUACGCUGUGCUGGGUGAAUUCGCCGAAAUAUGCCGAGAUCCUGUCAGCGGGGUAAUGAUCGUUCCAUCCGGAAGUGUACCUUACCGAUGGCAUGGAACACUGGGGAUGAUUGGAGGAUUGUAUGACGGUGGAUUCUUCCAGUUCCAACUGAACUUUUCCUUGCAUAACUCAGCGUCGCCACAGGUUAUAUUUUGGCCACCUCCGUUCCAUCCACUGGUCGAUCCAAGGAGUGGAGAAUUCGAUUUUUCCUUAAAAUUUCCUCUUUGGCAAAAAGAAAAUCGAAUUCGCGAUAUCCUGCUUUAUUUGAAAGAGCAAUUUACUGAACCCAGUGUCGAUGGGAGGAAAAACCUGGAAGCUGCGUGUUUGCUGGAACAGAGUCGCAGCGAUUACAAAGCACAUGCAAGAUUGAACAUCAAGGAUAUUUUCCAGGAAUUGUGCAGUGAAUCAAGUAGUUCACCAUCAUCGGAACUCUCUUUUGGGCCCUGCAUGCCAGAACUCUUGGAGCCUCAGUUGAAGCAGAUACUGGAAACCGGAGACAAGAUAUGCAGUAAAAGACAGCUUCCGAAAAUUUGGUGACCGGCUGUCAUGCCUUGCUAGGUAUUAUUUUGGCUAGUGUUGUUUACUAUUGUCAACUUUUCAUUUGCACAUGACCUCACCGGGUGAUAAUGUAUAAAUUUUGGUAUGUAAUUGUCUCUUUCUUGAUAUAAGUUUGAACCGAAUAGUUGCUCAAGGAACACCAAAUACUAAUGCUAGUUGAUUUGCUAGUUUUGUAACUUUUAUUGAUUGUUCUACGAUGUUUGACAAUUCGCUUUUCCACAAAAAGAGUGAUUUAACU